AUGUUGUUGGUGUUCGGCGGAUACGAUGGCUGUGACUACGUGAACGAAAUCCACAUGCUCGACUUAGGGUUUGUAGACACGAUCGAAUGGGUGCAGGUGCCUCCAAUCUCGGGCAAGCCUCCGCCCCCCAGAGCCUACCAUGCUGCCACCUUCCACGACUCCCGGGUCUUUGUGUUCGGGGGCUGCGAUGAUGAAGCGUGCCACUCCGACAUGCACCUUCUCGACCUCGGCGUAACGAGCUAUCUCAGCGUGCCCCCGUCGGAGCGCUCCCGAUACACGCCCAGGAACUCCUUCAGCACCCCCACCACCACUCCGCGAACCGGUUCUGCCGCUACGCCUCGCCUCAAGGAGCCCUCCUCCUCCGCUGGCUUGCCCGACUCGUCGUGA
Molecule: messenger RNA, 387 nt
Organism: Acanthamoeba castellanii str. Neff
Lineage: Eukaryota; Discosea; Longamoebia; Acanthamoebidae
Product: kelch repeatcontaining protein
Exons: 2
Coding region: 1-387 (128 amino acids)
Molecular function (GO): protein binding
Source: RefSeq, a predicted model, not a curated record